This is a messenger RNA of Eruca vesicaria subsp. sativa (arugula), 820 nucleotides long. NCBI's taxonomy places the organism in Eukaryota, Viridiplantae, Streptophyta, Magnoliopsida, Brassicales, Brassicaceae. The record is from the annotation of a GenBank genome assembly.
UAGGAAGAAGACGACGAUCGAAUCGAAUCUCAAUUUCCCGGCUUUCUUUCUUCAUCAUUUGACAAUGGCUUCUGCCUGCAAUAGAUUCAUGAACAGAUCUCUGAGAUCCGCCAUCAGAUCUUCGCUCCACAAAUCUCCAAUCGGCACCGGGUCUCCACCGAGUGCUUCCUCCGCCGGAUUUCGAAUCCCGUCUAAACCCGCCGCUUCUCCACGAUUCUCCUUCUCCAGGUGUCCGUCUGAGCUUGGAUGUGUUCAGUCGCUUUUACCGCUACACAGCACGGUGGCGGCUGCGAGGCUGACGUCAUGCCUAAGCGUAACAUCAAGAAGCAGCCGAGCUCUCUCUCAGGGUACUCUCUGCUGCACCUCUCCCGACCUUUGAUACUCUCUUUUCUGCUACUUUUUCUGCUUGCACAUAAUUUUCACCGUUACCAUGUGGAAUCCUUGCACCUUUAUCAAAUGGAAUCGAUGGCACGUGAGACUAUUUGCAGUUGUUUUUUAAAGAGAUGGGUCUUUCAGUCCCAAGGUGAGCUGAUACAUUCAUGAAGAGUAUUACCUAUCAAGGGAGGCAAGCUUCUUCUCUUAAACUUUGAGACAAUAAGUUCAUUUUUUUGUCUAAACCCUUGUUUCUAAAUUCAUGAAUAAAAAAUAUGUAAUACUAUUAUUCCUCUUCUUAACACGAUUCCUCUCUCAUUUUGUAGCCAUGUUUGAUUCCAUAACUAGUUUUAACAUUGUGUUAACAUAACCAAAAGCUCGAAACUUAAAUGAUACUAAGUUGUAUUGCAAAACUUUGCUCUUGAAUCCAGCUAGAGCCAACUUCUUU